This is a messenger RNA of Dacryopinax primogenitus, 369 nucleotides long. RefSeq lists its product as uncharacterized. NCBI's taxonomy places the organism in Eukaryota, Fungi, Basidiomycota, Dacrymycetes, Dacrymycetales, Dacrymycetaceae. The transcript has 2 exons. Bases 1 to 369 code for a protein of 122 amino acids. The record is from RefSeq and is a predicted model, not a curated record.
AUGUUGAAGACCGAGCUCCCCAAUCUCGGUAUGAAAGAAGCACUUGCCGGCGCCUUCGGAGAGGGUGUCCGCACUUACUGGGUUGAGCUCCGCGAGGCGGGAACCGAUUGGCGCAGGGAUGUGACUAACGAGGAGCAAGAUGUCGAGUUUCGCGAAGCAGGCGCUGACUGGCGCAAGCGUGAUCUCGAGCUUCGUGAGGCCGGUGGGACCGCACCGAUUGGUGCAGGGUUUGGACCGCCGAGAUGCGAGACCUCGAGAUCAAACGCGAAGCCGAGUCGCGCGAAGUGCUGGAUUAGACAUUCCGAACAUGCACAUUACUGUGCUGGCGCUGAUUUCCGCGCUUCUGCGGCUGUGGUGUACCUGAAGUAG